GUCUGCAGCACACGAGUAGCUUCGUCUAGAGCACCGAUGGUGGUCCCCCCGCCGGAACUCAGAAUGCGCAGCGGCAUACUACGUGUGCGUCGACCUACGGCAUGACGGAGUCGUCUCCGGGCCAAGUAGCAGCUAGGACGAUUUAGCCGCGAAGGAAGUUUCUGCUAUGCGGUCUGGAGCGGUCCACUCGAAGCUGAACAGCUAUCGGAUACUGCGAAGUACUUGUGGCUCCAAGUCGCACUUUUGGUGCAAGCCUAAGGCGGACGGAACACAACUGAGAGCAGACAUUGGCAAAUCUUGGCUGCCCGUGGGGAGCACAAUUGUCCAGAGCAGUACCUGCCAAGGUUCCUUGAAGGAACAGACUCUAUCGAGAUAAGGUGC
Molecule: messenger RNA, 381 nt
Organism: Baudoinia panamericana UAMH 10762
Lineage: Eukaryota; Fungi; Ascomycota; Dothideomycetes; Mycosphaerellales; Teratosphaeriaceae
Exons: 1
Coding region: 167-376 (69 amino acids)
Source: RefSeq, a predicted model, not a curated record